Messenger RNA from Lineus longissimus, 2789 nucleotides. RefSeq names its product fatty-acid amide hydrolase 1-like. Gene Ontology annotation, molecular function: fatty acid amide hydrolase activity; amidase activity. The record is from RefSeq and is a predicted model, not a curated record. The coding region runs from base 129 to 1913 and encodes 594 amino acids. The transcript has a single exon. Lineage: Eukaryota; Metazoa; Nemertea; Pilidiophora; Heteronemertea; Lineidae. Gene Ontology annotation, biological process: fatty acid catabolic process.
UGUUACUUCCGUAAACAUAACAUGACAUGUUUGAUGUGCAAAGUUCACUAAGCAGAGCUGAUUCGACUAGCCGGCUGUGUUGCAAAUCAUUCCUUGUUUGUUAGAAUUAGUUAUAAGGUUCAGCAAACAUGAACUAUGUAAUAACGUACGGGACUAAAGCUUUUAACAAGCUACAAUCUGAUGUAAAGAAAGGUGAUCCUCUGAGCUGUCUUGUUGCUGCUACUAUUGGUGUGGGAGUUGUGGCCAAGGUAUCACUAAAUGUGUAUCAGUGGUACAGGUUGCGAACACUGAGAAGAGACCACAGCUUGCAGAGCAUUGUAUCAAAGAAGAAGCUUCGUGAAAAGUUAUCGGAAGAAAAUCCGGACUCCGCAUGGAAUGAGAUAGUUUCCUUGUCAAGUGAUGAAUUGGCUGUGAAACUUCAGAAGAAAGAGUUGAAAGCUUUGGAUGUUCUGCGGGCCUACCAAACAAAGGCCCUGGACAUUGAUGGAGAAAUCAAUUGCGUUAUUGAGCCCAUCUGGGAAGCUGAGGCAUUGGCUUUAGAAUGUGACGUGGCUGCCAAGAAAGGGCCAUUGCAUGGACUGCCCGUUAGCAUAAAAGAGAAUUAUCCAAUCAAAGGCUACACUGUUAGUCUUGGUUUAUCAACUAAUUUGGAUACGCUGUGUUUAGAUGAUUGUGUUCUGGUAAAGGUACUGAAGAAGCAAGGUGCCAUACCAUUUGUCAGAACCAAUGUGCCGCAAAGCUUGCUCAGUUUCCAAUGUAGCAAUCCGAUCUAUGGAAUGACUGUUCAUCCACAUGACCGUAGCCGUUCUCCUGGAGGAUCUUCAGGUGGGGAAGGAGCCCUUAUUGCUAGUGGGGGAUCCAUCAUUGGCAUGGGAUCUGAUAUAGGAGGGAGCAUACGCAUUCCAUCACACAUGUGUGGAAUCUGUGGCCUUAAAACGACCAACGGCCGAUUGAGCUCAAGAGGACAGCAUCCAUCGGGUUCUUCACGCCCGUCUAUUGCUGCUGGCUAUGGACCAAUGGCUCGAGAUGUGAAUGGACUUGUUGUAGUCAUGCAGGCAUUGCUUUGUCCUUAUCUAUUCCAGCUUGAUCCUAAAGUCCCUGCUAUUCCAUUUCGCAAUGAUAUUUUCGAAAGCAAACAAAGUCUUAGAAUUGGGUACUAUGUAAAUGAUGGGUUUCUUCAGGCUGCACCAGCAUGUGAGCGGGCUGUUGAAGUGGCAAAAGGUGUCUUGGAACGUCUUGGUCACACACUUGUCCCAUGGUGUCCUCCAAAUGUUGAGCAUGGUAUCACAUACUGCUAUAAGAAUGCCGUUACUGGUGAUGGCGGUGCUAGCCUGAUAAAACCUCUCAAGUAUGAUAAAAUUGAUGAAGCAAUAGCACCCAUUUAUUUCUUAUUGUGCAUUCCAUUAGGAAUCAGAAGAAUAAUGAACUUCUGCUUGCGCCCUUUUUCUAAGGCUUUGAGUAACUUGUUCAGCAUUGGGUUAGACUUGUCAACCAUUUCUGAAUACUGGCAAUUCCAUCAAAAGGUGCAGCAGUAUCGUGAAGAUGUCAUCAGCCAUUGGCAGAAUAAUCGCUUAGAUGCAGUCAUCUGUCCCGGGUUCUCUACCCCUGCCUUACCCAAGGACAAGAGGACUGUUGUAACUAUAGUGAAUUAUACGGCCCUCUAUAAUAUCCUCGAUUUCACUGCUGGUUCAUUGCCUGUAACAAGAGUUACUGCUGAGGAUGAUGACAAAUUAAAUGAUUAUCCAUGUAGAGAUGCGAUUCACAAACUUGUCAAAAAACUAUCGGCCAAUUCAGAAAGUCUACCUGUGAAUGUGCAGUGUGUAACUCUGCCAUGGCAGGAGGAGCUUUGUCUGCGUGUUAUGAUGGAAAUUGAGACAGCACUCAAGGGAGAUGCUCCUUCUUCUCCAGUUUAAAGAAGGAGCCGGCUGUGAAAAUGUAUGUUGGCUAUGGCAGUUCCUAAUAUUUAACAGUCUAAAGACAAAUAUUUUUCUUGGUUGCAGUAUAGUGUCAAAUGAUCUCAAUCUUCCAUUCCUUAAUGCUAUUUCUGAUUCCUCAGGACUUAUAUUAAUGCUGUGGAACAAUCUGUGAUGUACGCAAGUCAUGAAAUAUUUCGCUUUAAAUCAAAUAGCCCAUUGUAUAUGUUUAGUAAUUGUGGGUCUAGGACCAAUGUAGUAUUCAUUUUGUGGAAGUAUAAUUGGUGAGGUGUUGUGUUGUGGACAUUAGAUAUAAUGUAGUUUUAAUUCCUUACAUAUCUUCAAAGGGUUUUGUAUCAUUUCACUUAUACAGUGUUUUUACUUUCAAUGUAUCUUUAACCAGUUCAGUAUUGAGGCUGGAGGAUGGUCAGACAGCCACUUUAGGCUGAUAAGGGAUGAGGUUUAACGAUUUUGUGUCCUUUUCACGUGCUAUACUUGACACAACUUACUUCAGGUGGGAUACAUUCUUCUGGCACAGUUACAUAGAUAUACAGAUAGUGCUCUUCUUUUUAUGACAACCUUAGUUUUUGAGUGCUGAUUCGGAAAAACUGUGACAGGUGUGGUACCAGUAGAAAUAAAAAGUCAGAUCUUUGUCGAAUACAAAAGACAAGUACAUGUAUCACAGUAUUAUAUCUAACAUUUGCUGUACAAUCCUAUAACAUUGUACCAUGUGAUGUUAUUAUGAGAUUAUAUAGGUCAAGUACGGUCUUUUAAUUGAAUGCAUGGGAUAUUCUCCCUAACUUUAUUGACUAACUCCAAUAUCUCGAUGACCAAUGUCCAAAUGUCUUUUAUUACAUGUCAAUCUAUAAUCAAAAU